Molecule: messenger RNA, 846 nt
Organism: Cladocopium goreaui
Lineage: Eukaryota; Dinophyceae; Suessiales; Symbiodiniaceae
Source: the annotation of a GenBank genome assembly
AUGGCCGCGUGGAGACCGCCGGAGGAUGAGGAAGUGGCAUGGGUGUUGGAAGUUGUGGGGUGCAAGCGAUCCCAUCUUGGAGACAUGUCGGAGGAUGAGUUCCGAUACCUCUUGAAGCCGCGGCGGAGGCAAGUUGCAUUGGCACUGCAUCCGGACAAGCAAGACGCGCAUAGGAGAGGGACGAUGGCGGAAGCACAAAUGAAACGCUGGAAUGUGGCCUGGGAGAGAGUGAUGCACAGUGUUCCGCCACAGUUCAAAGAGGGUGGUGCAGGCGUCGUCCCGGCGCGAACUCAAGCUGCGCUGAAUGCUCAUCCUGGGAUGUGGGAAGAACCGUGGUGUGUUCCUGCUUGGCUGGUUCGGAAGUGGAAACGCAGAGGUGAAGGGCAUCAGGAGUCUGAGUCGGGAGAUGGCGUUCCAAGUGGUUCGCAGCAGCCUGGCGCGCAGUCUGCACAGCAAGGAACAGGUGCCGGUGCUACUAGUUCGGAUGGUGGUAUGCCCAGUGCUUCAGCGGGGAAGGAUCCAGAAGGUGAUGCCGGCACUUCGCAGUCAAAUUCGACCAACGCUUCGGAUCCUUGCGCUGGUACCCCUCACUGUGUUGAUUUUGAUACCAAGCAUCGUGGAAUGCCUGCUCAAAAACUGCUCGAAUACAAGUUUUUGUAUUCCGCGCACGGAAAAUGCGUUCAGUGCAUGGAUUACUACGCGAGGCAGCCCGGUCUUGAUGUGACCUGUAAAUCUUGCAACAUGAAUGCUCGUGAAUGGGCUGCCAGUUCCACGAGUAGGAAAAGGCGUACCACGGUACCCAUCCCAGAUGAUGUGGAACGAUGGCUGCAACGCCACAACUUGUGA